Neltuma alba is the source of this 1539-nucleotide messenger RNA. RefSeq lists its product as uncharacterized. The record is from RefSeq and is a predicted model, not a curated record. Gene Ontology annotation, molecular function: nucleic acid binding; RNA-DNA hybrid ribonuclease activity. NCBI's taxonomy places the organism in Eukaryota, Viridiplantae, Streptophyta, Magnoliopsida, Fabales, Fabaceae. The transcript has 5 exons. The coding region runs from base 1 to 1539 and encodes 512 amino acids.
AUGGAGCAAGCCGGGGUUAUUAAAGCCUGCUUAGAUGACUUUUGCUCGGCAACAGGAGAAAAAGUAAGUGAGGCUAAGUCAAGAAUUUUCUUUUCGUCAAACAUGAACCACACGCGAAGGAAUGAGAUUAGUGGAUUUCUCUGCUUUACUGCCACUGCAGAUUUGGGGAAGUACUUGGGGUCCCCUUACAUCACCAACGUGUCACUAAACAGACACAAAAUUGACAAACGAGCUAGGAAUUUCCUCUGGGGCAGUACAGGUUCGGCGAAAAUAAUUCAUCUGGUCGCGUGGGAUGAUGUUUGCAGAAGUAAAGAAGAGGGAGGCCUUGGGCUUCGGAAUGCAAGGAAGCAGAACAAGGCUUUCAUGAUGAAAUUGGGAUGGGGUUUGGUAAAUCGAAGAGAGACUCUUUGGGUGAAGCUUAUACGGGAGAAAUACAAGUGCAGUAAUGACAUACUUCCAACAAUUGGCAGGAAGAAGGUUGAGUCACAGGCUUGGAAAGGUGUUAGGCAAACGUGGGCUCUGACAGAAAAGGGUAUUGGUUGGAAGCUUGGCGAUGGUAGUAGGAUUAGGUUUUGGGAGGAUUGUUGGAUCCCAAACCAUGAGAAACUUUUGCAGUUUGCUAUCCGGGAAGUCCCAGAGAGUAUGCGAGAGGAGCUCGUCACUACCUACGUGUCCGAUUCUGGUACUUGUGAGUGGCAGAAGUUUGCAGAAUUUCUACCGAACACAAUCUUGAACACCAUAAACCAAACUUAUCCCUAUGUACACGGGGAGUCCUGUGAUAGACCGGUCUGGAAAGGGUCGAGCAAUGGAGAGUUCUUAGUUAAAGCUGCGUAUAGUAUGCUAAGUGGUGAGAGCUUCGUUUCGAACAAGGGGAACCUGUCUCAAACUGAGAAGUACUCUGGGGUCACGUGGAGCACUUGGUUUAACAUCUUGUAUAGACACGUGUGGUUCAACAGCAAUGAAGGAGUUUUCCAGGAUAAGGCGAUAGGGCCACAAGGGGUAAUCUGCAAAGCGAGGGCACAAACAGUUUGGGCAGAUGCGGGACUCUGUCAGCCGGAUCUAGAGCAGUCUGGUUACAUUCAAUGUUCUUCUCUCUAUCGGAACAAUAGGGCCGUUAUGCUCAUUACUAAACUUGUUGAAGAGAUAAAAUAUAACCAAGCUUGUGGUGGUAUUACGUGCAGGACUGAUGGAAGUUUUGUGCAUGGCUUCAUGUUCCAUAUGAGAAGGGGUAGUAGUCUUCAAGCUGAGAUUUGGAGAGUGGUUUGGGCCUUGAAAAGAGCUUGGGACCUGAGAUGGCGUAAGGUUAUUGUAGAAAUGGAUUGCUGGGAGAUCACCGAACUCUUUGGGGCAGAAUGGAACGAGGCACAUCCAGAAGGGGAGUUACUCUCUAAGAUACGGUCUUGGAUGAGUCAAGAUUGGGAGACAAGGAUUGAGUGGUGUAGCCGUGAUAAGAACACCUUCGCUGAUACACUUGCGAAGGAAGCUUUGCAGAUCGCUCCUGGUGCUGUGUUUUUUGAUUCCCCCCUAGCUUCAUUUUAG